This is a messenger RNA of Podarcis lilfordi (Lilford's wall lizard), 1864 nucleotides long. Lineage: Eukaryota; Metazoa; Chordata; Lepidosauria; Squamata; Lacertidae. The record is from the annotation of a GenBank genome assembly.
AUGGCCGCGCAGAGCUGCCUGCAGUCCCGGGCUCAGCGCAGCUCUGCGCGGCCAUCGGGAGCCGGGGCUCCCAAUGGCCGCGCAGAGCUGCCUGCAAUCCCAGGCUCUUCCAGAACUUGCUGCAUUAUAUUCUGAAUUAGAUUCUCUUUCAAAUGAUAUAUAAAGUUUAUGAAAUUUUUGUAAAAAUGACUGGUGUUAUAGCCAUCAAAGCUAAGAAAUACAGUACAAGUUUUCAUAAAGUUUUUCACAAUUUUGGCCACUAGUGUAUAUUGAGGUAGAUUUUUAUGUGGAUUCCCCAUAUCAUUGCAGUGUUUGAUGCAAAUGUAACCGGUUGGACACAUAGCAUUAAAAAAAAAAAAAAUCACACAGCCUCUCAUGUUCAUAGGUGAAUGUCAAAGCUUUUGUAGCCAAAUAACACCAUUUGUGCACAAUAAUCAGGAGAUAUCAGGAGGCCCACAGAAUGUCAAAGUACAAAAAAGAAGUAUGUCUGUUGGUGUAAUUAAUUGGGAGGGAAAACAACACCGUGAGACCUAAGCUUGCUGAAUGGCCAUAGAACGUUGACUGAUUGUUGAGGGUGUGGGGAAUGGAAAGCACACAGGAGACGGAAUAGAAUGGAGUGUCCUGCAGGAGGGCAUGUAGAAGAUGGCAGAGAAAUAUCAUCUUUGCCUGACUUAUACCAGGUGAGUCAAUUUCUGACUGGCUUUUGCUGUAACUAGAUAAGAAAACAGGUUUUUUGGAAGAAAUAUGCAUUGGGAAUAGGUUGGUGCAAGGACGCUGAACAACAAUUAACCAAGUGAGAGAACUAACUAGUCAUUUCUUUCUUCCUUCUAAAGAGGUCCAUGGAAUACUUCCCAAGAGCAAAACUAAAGGAAUUGAUUUCUGUGGUGUGGACGAGUAUUACUACAUUGUCUGUUCAGACCUGGGCUGCUACUUGAGAUCUACUGAUUUCCAUCAAGGCAAAGACCUGGAUAUAUUUGGUCAUCACAACUCUGUCCGUGGUGGAGACCACUACCUGGCCCAUAGUGAUGACUUAUUUUAUGUUAUCAAGGGGGACUCUUACCGCCGAGUAACCGACCUGAGCAAAGACAGUGAUAGUGUGGUCUCCACUCUCCAUCACAACUGCCAAAACGGAGACCAUUACUUCUCCCAUGAUAAGUACUUUUACAUUAUAUUCAAGAAGAAGGGAGUGUACCGCCGUGUCACCAAUAUGCAUGAAGACCUAAAUCCCGUUCAGAAUGCCCUUCACCCAAAGGUCAAAGACGGUCUGUAUUACUGGGGAAUCAAGGACUAUAUAUAACUUGUGAAACCAAAUAGCAAAUGGGGAGUUGAGUAUUACCGAAUGGAUGCCUUUUCAGAUGCAAACCCUUCCACAUUUUCCUUCCAUGCUAGUGUGCUCAACUUCCUCCCUGGAGGCAUGUCUAUAAAUUAUGGUAAAGCUUUUGGUGUCUGGCAGCCUGUCAAGACCGUCAGUAAUAAUGUCAAAGUAAGUGUUGUUUGGGAACAGCAAAUUGUUAGUAAGGUUGGAUACGUGAAGAAAGAGAUGCACAGCAUGGAACACAACUGGAAACUAUCUUCGACUGUUACAGUUGGGGCAUCAGGUCUCACUAAAUUACUGUUGACGGCACAAAUUUUCCUGACAGCUGAAUAUGGUGGGGAAAAGAUUGACAGCAAAGACGAAACAUGGAGCGAAGAAACUGACGUCUCUGAAAAAGUUGGCUUCACUCUGCCUCCAAAUACCAACAUUCAUUUCUGGCAAUACAAGCUGGGUUUGGGCAAGGAUGACGUAUUGUACUGCCGUGACCUGGCUUUUACUGAUAAUUCUAACCCACCUACUUUUGUCCCAUUGCCACCAGCAGCUGCUUAA